AUCACUCUUCCAUCUCCGACCAAGCCCAUCCAUCACCACGUCUUUAUUGUCUCUCUGCCUCCCAUCCCCCUCCUUUCCACCAUCCAACCGCCUGACGAAUCUGCACCUGAUCUGGUGAUUUCCUCCUUUCUUCCCUGCGUCUCGCCACACUCCCAUCACCAUGCCUAGCGCCACGGGAGAGAACUGGGAGAAGUACAAGAAGAACUUCGCCGAUGACGAAGAGCCAGAGAAGAAGAUCACCCCUCUCACAGAUGAGGACAUCCAAGUACUGAAGACCUACGGCGCCGCUCCCUACGCCACCGCAUUAAAGAAGCUCGAGAAACAAAUCAAGGACAGACAAGCGAGUGUAAACGAGAAGAUUGGCGUCAAGGAAUCCGAUACCGGUCUUGCGCCUCCACACCUUUGGGAUGUUGCCGCGGACCGACAACGCAUGGCGGAGGAGCAACCGUUGCAGGUGGCCCGUUGCACAAAGAUCAUCCAGGACGAGAAGGACUCGGACAAGAGUAAAUAUGUCAUCAACGUCAAGCAGAUUGCCAAGUUUGUGGUCAAUCUAGGGGAGAGAGUGAGUCCUACGGAUAUCGAGGAGGGCAUGAGAGUCGGUGUCGACCGGAAUAAGUAUCAGAUCAUGCUACCCCUCCCUCCCAAGAUCGACCCCAGCGUGACGAUGAUGACAGUCGAGGACAAGCCGGAUGUGACAUACGGAGAUGUCGGAGGAUGCAAGGAACAGAUCGAGAAGCUCAGAGAAGUCGUGGAGAUGCCGUUGCUAUCGCCGGAGCGUUUUGUCAACCUCGGUAUCGACCCGCCCAAGGGAGCCCUGCUUUACGGGCCUCCCGGUACCGGUAAGACCCUUUGCGCCAGGGCCGUAGCCAACCGGACGGAUGCCACGUUCAUCCGUGUCAUUGGUAGCGAGCUGGUGCAGAAGUACGUCGGUGAGGGUGCCCGGAUGGUCCGCGAACUGUUUGAGAUGGCACGAACCAAGAAGGCCUGCAUCAUCUUCUUCGACGAAAUCGACGCGGUCGGUGGAGCGCGUUUCGACGACGGCGCGGGUGGUGACAACGAAGUCCAGCGUACUAUGCUGGAGCUGAUCACCCAGCUGGAUGGAUUCGACGCCCGUGGUAACAUCAAGGUCAUGUUCGCGACCAACCGACCGUCAACUCUGGAUCCCGCCCUCAUGCGUCCCGGACGUAUCGACCGUAAGAUCGAGUUCUCACUCCCCGACGUGGAGGGCCGCGCCAACAUCCUGCGGAUCCACGCCAAGAGUAUGUCGGUGGAGCGGGACAUCCGCUGGGAGCUGAUUUCGCGACUGUGCCCGAACGCGACGGGAGCUGAGCUCCGCAGUGUUGCAACGGAGGCGGGCAUGUUUGCCAUUCGGGCGCGGCGGAAGGUGGCCACGGAGAAGGACUUCUUGGCGGCGGUGGACAAGGUGAUCAAGGGCAACCUGAAGUUCAACUCGACGGCAACGUACAUGCAGUAUAAUUAGAUGUGCCCGCACGGGGUAUUGCAUGGCUGGAUGGAUGUAUGAUCAUACUCGACGGUUCAGUCUACGGUCUAUAAUAGGAUUCGAUGAUUAUAGGUGAUGC
Messenger RNA from Aspergillus heteromorphus CBS 117.55, 1580 nucleotides. It is a transcript of the gene rpt1, whose product is annotated as proteasome regulatory particle base subunit RPT1. The coding region runs from base 161 to 1480 and encodes 439 amino acids. Lineage: Eukaryota; Fungi; Ascomycota; Eurotiomycetes; Eurotiales; Aspergillaceae. Gene Ontology annotation, molecular function: proteasome-activating activity; ATP hydrolysis activity; ATP binding. Gene Ontology annotation, cellular component: proteasome regulatory particle, base subcomplex. Gene Ontology annotation, biological process: proteasome-mediated ubiquitin-dependent protein catabolic process. The record is from RefSeq and is a predicted model, not a curated record. The transcript is spliced from 4 exons.